AUGAAUCGUUCCAGACUUCUACUUCCUCUCAGAACUCUAACUUCAAAGCGCUCUCUUAAUGGCAAGCCACAAUUGAACAUAAAUGGAAUCGCAUACGAUACGCAUCCUGACUUCACAAACGUAUCAAGCACGAUUUUAAAUUUGAGUGACCGCUCGCAGCAUCUAAAGUCCGCUCAUCCAAUUGGGAUCUUAAGAAAACAAAUCGAAGAUAAAUUGAACUCGACAUCUAAUUCUUAUCAGCUUUACAACGAUUUCCGUCCCGUGGUCACAGUUGAAGAAAACUUUGAUUCACUUGGUUUCCCGCCAGACCAUCCAGGAAGAUCUAGAAGCGACACUUAUUAUGUCAACGACAAACACCUGUUCCGAACGCAUACAUCUGCUCACGAAUUGGAGUGUUUUGGUAAUAUCCAGGGAUUUUCGCCCAAAACCACAACAAAAACCUCUACAGAAAAACCGGGAUUUCUGAUCACUGCAGAUGUGUAUAGGAGAGACGAAAUCGACAGAACACAUUAUCCCGUGUUCCACCAAAUGGAGGGUGCCCGUGUAUGGAAAAGAUCCUUCGACAAGCUUUCCGAGGGCCACGAACCGCUGCACAUCCAACAAAUACGCGAUGAUCUACGUAAGCUGGAAAAACAACUACGUGAAGAAAGCAGCAAUUUGGUAGUGGAGGACGAGAAAAACCUAGAGGGCAACCCAAAACAAGAAUACAUGUCGGAUUUGGAGGUCGAUCUGUGUUCCCAGCAUCUCAAAAGGACUAUCGAGCUGUUGGUCGCCCAAGUUUUCAACAAAAGGCUACAAUCGAUAGACUGCAAAGACAAGAAAGAUGCCCAGCUUCAAGUUCGGUGGAUCAAAGCUUAUUUCCCAUGGACCGCGCCCUCAUGGGAGAUCGAGGUCUUUUGGAAAGGUGAAUGGCUUGAGCUUUGCGGGUGUGGUCUCGUCCGCGAGCAGGUUUUGCUUAAUACCGGAUACAAAAAGGACUCUACAAUUGGCUGGGCCUUUGGACUUGGACUCGACAGAAUUGCCAUGCUACUAUUCGAGAUCCCAGACAUCCGUCUUUUCUGGACCCACGACGAUAGAUUUCAUUCACAGUUCCGCGAGGGCCAAAUAACAAGAUUUCAGCCUUAUUCCAAGUACCCGGGAACUACCAGGGACGUUGCUUUCUGGCUUCCGGAACAAAAAGAAGCUUCUGUUAUUCACGAGAACGAUAUUAUGGAGAUCGUACGGGAAGAGGCAGGUGAUAUGGUCGAGAGCGUGAAGCUAAUCGAUCAAUUCACGCAUCCUAAGAACAACAAGAAAUCGGUUUGUUACCGCAUCAAUUAUCAAUCGAUGGACAGAAACCUAACUAACGAGGAAAUUAACAAAAUUCAAGAAAAUGUGCGCAGCCAAUUGGUUCAAAAUUACAAAGUAACCUUGCGUUGA
This is a messenger RNA of Lachancea sp. 'fantastica', 1419 nucleotides long. NCBI's taxonomy places the organism in Eukaryota, Fungi, Ascomycota, Saccharomycetes, Saccharomycetales, Saccharomycetaceae. The record is from the annotation of a GenBank genome assembly.